Molecule: messenger RNA, 1125 nt
Organism: Glarea lozoyensis ATCC 20868
Lineage: Eukaryota; Fungi; Ascomycota; Leotiomycetes; Helotiales; Helotiaceae
Exons: 3
Coding region: 1-1125 (374 amino acids)
Molecular function (GO): nucleic acid binding
Source: RefSeq, a predicted model, not a curated record
AUGGGGCUCGCCGGUGAGAAGAAGCGUGUAAAGCUCUCCUUCGACCCAAAUAACACAAGAUGGACGAACGACACUUCAUCCUUCGGUCACAGAAUGAUGACCUCGCAAGGUUGGGAACCAGGACAAUUUCUCGGCGCGAAAGAUGCAAAGCACGCAGAGUUCCACACAGCUGCGAAUGCGUCACAUAUACGAGUCGCUAUUAAAGACGACAAUCUCGGUCUCGGUGCGAAGGUUGGUAGUGGGGUUGGUCACGGCGAGUGCACAGGUCUGGACGUCUUCAAGAAUAUCCUAGGUCGCUUGAAUGGGAAAGAUGAGAUUGAGAUCCAGAAAGAACAACAGAGUAGAGAGGAUUUAAAAAGAGCUAUCUAUACGGAAAGGAAAUGGGGCAGUAUACGAUUUGUGCAGGGAGGGUUCCUUAUUGGAGAUAAGAUCCAGCAUUUAAUUGAUGGAGAGGCGGAAAGGGUUAAGAAGUUGGCGGAAGGGCAAGAAGAUGGAUCGAGUACGUCGGGCUCCUCAUCCGAGUCCGAGUCUGAGGAAGACGUUGAGCCGGUCAAGGAAGUUAAGAAGUCCAAGAAGAGAAAAGCGGAAGCGCUCGCAGAACCUGUCGCAGAGGUUGUAGCGAUCAAAGUCAAGAAGUCGAAAAAGUCCAAGAAAUCGGAUCCAAAACCAGAGGACGAAGUAGCGAUUAUCCUAAGUGAUGUGAAGCUGUCAAAGAAGUCGAAGAAGGAGCGUAAACAGAGAGAAGGAGCAGAACCUACAGAAGACACAGCCGAAGACUCAGCGGCGGCGCAGCAUAAACAGGAUAAAAAGAAACGGAAAAGAGAAAAAGAAGAGCGGAAGAAGGAGAAAGCUGCGAAAUUAGACGUAGAAGAUGGGUCGAAAAGUUCGAAAAAGGCGAAACGAGAAAAGAGGAAAGCCGAAAAGGAUGUUGAACAAUCAUCGGAACCCUCACAGCCAACGACGAAAGAAAGCACACCUUCAGUACCGCUGACAGCACCGUCGAGUGGCCGAUCAACGCCACUAAUGCAGGGGAGACAUGCUGUAAGAUCGAGAAACAUAGCACAGAAGCGGUUAGCCGCUAUGGAUGCGACGGCCUUAAAUCAGAUUUUCAUGAUAAAGUCAUAG